Penicillium riverlandense is the source of this 987-nucleotide messenger RNA. Its product is annotated as MDR family NADP-dependent oxidoreductase. The transcript has 2 exons. Gene Ontology annotation, molecular function: oxidoreductase activity, acting on the CH-CH group of donors, NAD or NADP as acceptor. Bases 1 to 987 code for a protein of 328 amino acids. NCBI's taxonomy places the organism in Eukaryota, Fungi, Ascomycota, Eurotiomycetes, Eurotiales, Aspergillaceae. The record is from RefSeq and is a predicted model, not a curated record.
AUGUCUUCCAACAAAGCCUUGGUCUUCAAAAAGGUUCCCCGAGGCAUCCCUAUCCCCGGGAUAGACCUGACCAUUGAGCCUGUUGCAGGCACAGUCAGUGACACGGCUCCUGAAAAUGGGAUUUUUGUCAAGUCUCUUUACUCAAGUUUCGAUCCUUACAUGCGUGGCCGCAUGCGUCCAGCGACAGUAAAAUCCUAUUCCCUGCCCUUUAUUCUUAACAAACCUCUCGACAGCUUCGGAAUCGGCAAGGUUUUAAAGUCGAAAAAUGCUUCCUAUCGAGAGGGCCAACUCAUUAUCGGCCAACUUCCAAUUCCAGGAAAUCCUCUCGGAAUAGAGGACAUCCGUGUGUUCCUCAGCGACUUAGGAAUGCCGGGUUUAACUGCCUACUCUUCAUUGUAUGAAAUCGGGAAACCGAAGAAAGGCGACACGAUUUUCAUCUCGGCUGCGAGUGGAGCUGUGGGACAAAUUGUGGCGCAGCUGGCAAAGCGCGAGGGGCUUAUAGUCAUUGGAAGUGUUGGCUCUGACGAGAAACUGAGCUAUAUCAUGAACGAACUGGGUUUUGAUGGCGGUUUCAACUACAAAGAGGAAAAGCCGAAGGAGGCUCUUUCCCGUCUCGCUCCACAAGGCUUGAACAUCUAUUACGACAACGUUGGUGGCGAACACCUUGAAGCUUCCCUUGAUGCCAUGAAUGAUUUUGGUCGUAUUGUUGCCUGUGGUAUGAUCUCCGAUUUUAGCGGUGCGCCUUACCCGAUCAAAAAUCUUCACAACAUCAUCACAAAGCGCCUCUACAUGCGCGGGUUCAUCGUCGCAGACCCAGAGCUUGGUCAAAAAUAUUUCUUGGAGCAUCAGAACAACAUGCAGAACUGGAUUAAAGAGGGCUCUAUUAGAAGUCUCAUCCACGAAACUGUGGCUAUUGAGAACGCUGCAGAAGGGCUAGUCGGAAUAUUCGAAGGCAAAAACAAAGGGAAGGCUUUGCUGAAGUUCUAA